This is a messenger RNA of Micropterus salmoides (largemouth bass), 2985 nucleotides long. Its product is annotated as potassium voltage-gated channel subfamily H member 4-like. Gene Ontology annotation, biological process: potassium ion transmembrane transport; regulation of membrane potential. Gene Ontology annotation, molecular function: voltage-gated potassium channel activity. The record is from RefSeq and is a predicted model, not a curated record. Bases 57 to 2282 code for a protein of 741 amino acids. The transcript is spliced from 12 exons. NCBI's taxonomy places the organism in Eukaryota, Metazoa, Chordata, Actinopteri, Centrarchiformes, Centrarchidae. Gene Ontology annotation, cellular component: membrane.
AACUGAAUAUAGCUCAACAUUAACGCUAAACUCAACUCACUCUCAAGAAAAGUAAAAUGCAACAAGUGGCUGACCGAUGGACAGUUUGGUUUCGGAGCUUUAUUGAAAAGCCUCUGAGACAGGAGGUGGCAGCAGCGCCGAAGUCGCGCUUUAUUCUGCUCCACUACAGUGUGCCGAAAACCCUGUGGGACUGGCUAAUUCUUUUUGGCACUUUCUACCUGGCUGUCACCGUGCCCUACAACGUCAGCUUCACGACCACUGAUCACACCGCUAUAGAUGCACCCUUGACUGUCAUCACAGACAUUGUAGUGGAAUUGCUCUUUAUUGCAGACAUUGUGCUGAACUUCUGCACCACCUAUGUGGACAAGUCAGGGAAGGUUGUGUAUGACCCGCGCUCCAUUUGCAUUCACUACGUCACCACCUGGUUCUUUGUGGACCUGGUUGCAGCCCUGCCCAUUGACCUGCUGUAUGCUGUGCACAUCCCAGUGAGCUCCUUCGUCCACCUGCUCAAGACUAUACGCCUGCUACAUUUCCUACGCCUGUUUCAGAAAUUGGAACGCUACUCUCAGUACAGCGCCUUGGUGCUGAUCUUACUAAUGUCAGUCUUUACUAUGCUGGCACACUGGAUGGCCUGUAUCUGGUACGUGAUUGGACGCAUGGAGAUGGCAAACAAAAAGACUUGGCACAACGGGUGGCUCUUUAAACUGAGCAAACAGCGGGAAAUGCCCUUCUUCAACAGCACGACGGGGGGCCUAUCGGGGGGCCCGUCGAUGUACAGCUCCUACAACGCUGCCCUUUAUUUUUCCCUCAGCAGCCUGACCAGUGUGGGCUUUGGCAAUAUCAGUGCCAACACCCCUGCUGAGAAGAUCUUCUGCAUCUGCACCAUGUUUGUUGGCGCGCUGAUGUACACCCUGGUGUUCGGUAACGUGAACAUCAUCAUCCAGCGUAUGUACUCACGCCGUUCUCUCUACGACACAAGCAUGAAGGACCUGAAGGAUUUCAUCCGUCUCCACCAACUGCCUGAGCAGCUCAAAAAUCGCAUGCUGGAGUACUUCCGGACCACAUGGUCUGUCAACAGUGGCAUAGAUGUCAACGAGCUCCUGCACGACUUCCCUGAUGAGCUGCAAGCCGACAUUGCCAUGCAUCGGAAUAGGGACAUCCUCCAGCUGCCGGUCUUUGCGGGGGCCAGUCGUGGCUGCCAGCGCUCACUCUCCCUCCAUAUAAAAUCCUCCUUCUGCAUCCCCGGGGAGUACCUCAUCCGUCAGGGCGACGUGCUGCAUGCCAACUACUAUGUCUGCUCCGGGUCUCUGGAGGUGCUGAACGACACCACGGUGCUGGCAACAUUAGAAGAAGGGAACCUGUUUGGGGCUGACCUGCCUGGACUAGACCAGGUGAUUAAGACCAAUGCUGAUGUGAAAGUGCUGACACACACUCACCUUCAGUAUAUCAGUCUGCGUCACCUGAAAGAGGUGCUGGGUCUCUACCCCGAGUAUGCCAGUGUUUUUGUCUCAGGCAUAGGCAACCACCUCACCUACAACCUGCGUGAGGGCAGCCAGGACCAGGGGGACCUCCUGGGUCGCCGUGGCCUUCGUGGGCAGAGCUUAUCCCCUACAGCCACCCAAGCCUCAACCUCAGCUGAGGGAGAGUCAGGGGCUCAGCAAAAGCCUUCAGGUCUCAGGGUUGUAGACGUCGAAGUGCAUGGAGACAUGUUCCAUUUGAACGCGGAGCACACCGGGCCUAGAGCCAGUACAGGGGGCAGCACCCAAGACUCCACUCAGGCUGAUGAGGUCAGACGGAGCAUCAGUCAACUCUACAACAAGAUGAGAACACUAAACCAGGGAGUAUCUGAGCUCACCCGGGGGAUACACCACCUGAUGGAUGUCCAUACCCACGGAUCUGUGCAUCACGACGAAGCCUACCUUGCCUCAUACCGGUAUGGUGUCCAAAUGCCAAUGGCUCCUGGGAGCCAUGACGGCCACAUCCACCAAAUUGUCCCACCUGCUGGCCACUGGAGCCACAGUGGAGCUGCUGAAACCCAAACAGAGACCCACUUAAGGCCUGAUGGUGAUGAAUCCUCUUGCUUUUUGUCCUGUGCCCCUACAAGCACAUCCACACACAGCCGGCUGGACUCGUCUUCCAGUUCUUACUGCUCAAUCUUAGAAAUCGAGGAGCCACAGCUCUUACUCCACCCUGUGUCUGCCUCUCCAUCCAUGUUGCCAGACCAUCCUUGUGAUCAGAUGCUCUCGAGCCCCACCUUCCACUCUGCGACCCAUCUGCCAUAGGACACACCAGUCUGGAGUGCCUCCAUGGAAACCUGUUGAUUGUGUACACAGAUAUGUGUACACAAUAUGCUUUUCUUUUUGAUACAUUUUCCUGAUAGCACAUUACAUUUAUCCGCUUUUAUUCAAAGCGAUUUAAAAUAUCUAUUUGUAAGUCGCACCCCACUGGAGCAACUACGGGGUUAAAUGUCUUGCUCAGGGACACAUUGGUGAAUGAGUCACAGUGGGAACUGAACCCUGGUCUUCCACACCAAAUUUAUGUGUCUUAUCCACUUUACCAUCGCCACCCAUCCAUAACACUUCUGAAAUUUUACUGAAGUCAUGAGUAUUAGUACUUUUCUUCAGUAAAGGAUCUGAUUUCCUCUUCCACCACUGGUCAGGUGGAGAGCCUGCAGCGGCUCUUCUGUUUGUCAUGUGUCCACAGUUUGCUUUGUUCAGUAUGAUUUUGUUGAGGUAUAAGUUGUUGGAGUAAUACAUCCAUAUAUUCUUUGAGGCAGUUAUUCAAACUUGAAGUAUUUUUAGCUGCCUUUCUUCUUAUCUAUGCCUGAAGAUUAAGAUUCACUGUCUAUUUCUUUGUUUCUAUAUGUUUUUAUUCUUAUAAAUCCCACCUAUUUCUUUUCAUGUUGUAUUUUAUGUAUGUAUUCUAACUGUUCAUCUGCAGCUUUUGAUGUCUUUGGAUAGGAUAAAGUUGUUUCCAGAAGAUAAA